UCACUUUUUUUUUUUUUUUUUUUACACUUUAGAUACUUUGCUUGUAUGCCAUUUCCUACUGACUUCAUUAAUUAAGUUUCAUGUAUUUUCGUGUCUCCCGAAGAAAAUUUUGAAGAAUUUAAGAUUCAUGGCCUCUGGAGGGUCUUCCGACUGUAAUGACUCAAAAUUGUUUUAUUUGUGAGUACUAACUAACAAUCCCAAUCUGAUAAAAAUGAGAUCCUCCAUCUGCUCCUUUGUAUUUAUAGUGUAGAGACAAUAUGAAAACAAAGGAGCGGAUCGGGGAUCUUAUUCUAGUCAGAUUGUAAAAAAAGCCUAACUUAAGGGGGGGGGGGGCACAACCAUACUUCUUACCCCUUUGAAAAGUGUGGGGACAUGUGCCCCGGCUGUAUCUUCCCCUAAUCCCCUGUACUGUGUACGACAUACUGCACUUAUGAACAUUGCAAUGGGGUGAUCCUCUUCUAAUAUAAAUGAGAUAUAACUAUUUUCACCGUGAGAACAUUUUUCUUGUAACUAACAAUUUUAUGACGGUUUAAAACGUAACUCGGUCCAAAAAAAAUGUAGUACAGAGAGAAUAGGUUAUGUACAUGCGAGAAAUAAUGCUUUGAGUGCUGAGAACCUGCAUAUUAGAAUUGAGUAUUUUUUUUAACCGUGGCAUAUUCUCAUCUGAUCAAUCUAUGUUAAUUUUGUGUUAAAAAGGUGAGGGGGCACAAACCCACUUGUGCCCGUCCCCUUGUCCUACACCCUUGAUAGGCAUAAAGUAUCCAGUGAAAUGCUAUAGUCUUCCCAAAGUUAUCGUUCGCAUACUCAAUAAUACCUCUAUCAACACUUACUCAUUUUUCAAAAUUCUUGAAAAACGAUAAUGAUGUGUAAAUGAAAUAAGCUAUUGACUUCAGUUGCAAAAAAUGUAUGUAAAUUCGUCGGUUUUAAGAAGAUUCCACGCCUCUCUGUGACACAAGAAGUAUUGUAUUUAGACGCAGCUCUUUUAUGUGUGUGUGUUUGAUUACACAAGAUCUAUACAUGUAAAUAGAACACAUUUUGAGAAUGGAACUCCCCUUUUGAGAACUAAAAUUUAUGGUAGAACCCCUUUUUGAAAAUUCCCUGGAUCCGUCCCCGAAAUAUGCGGGGUUUUUUCCAGUUGUAAUUGGUCAUGGAACCUACAGUGGGUUUUCCUCAAAUUUAAUGAACUAGUUCUUACUUUUAUUUUAUUAACCGUGAAAAAAAAAUUUACACAUGGAAUAAAUUUGAUAAGAGGAGCAGCAGGAACGAUAACUCUGGAUAAAUAAUGACCUGAAAAUCCGUAUCAACUCCUUUAAAAUCAAUCAUUCAAUCUGCUAAGAAAGGGAGGGGGGUCAUUUUUCUACGGGGGUCAUUAUUUUUCAGGUAUGACACGCAAAAUAAUGACUCCUGGGUCUUCUUUCUACAAAAUUAUCAAAUUUUUCUACGGCUAGGGGGUCACUUUUCGAUGUCGAAAAAUGACCCCCGGUCAUUAUUCUAUGGGGGUCAAAAUUUGCCUUUACACCUGCUGUCCGUUUGUCCUGGGUCAUGUUUUUCGGACCCUUUUUAACGGAUGCAUGUACAACUUUGAAAUUUGGUCACAAUAUCUCCCUCAAGAAUUGUAAGAGCGAGUUUGCAUUUUAGCUGGAUUGGUCUAUCCUUAACCUACUUUAGGGCGAUAUGUAGGUCAAACAGUUUUCCGGACCCUUUUCAUUACAGAUACAGAUAUUGCCCUGAAAUUUACACAUAAGCUUCCUUUCAGAGAAAUACAAGUUCAGUUUGCAUUUCAGCUGGAUUGGUCCGUCCGUCUGUGACCUACAUUAGGACUAGAAGUAGGUCAAACAGUUUUCCGGGCUUUUUUUCCAUCACGGAUACAGAUAUCCCCCUGAUAUUUAGUCAAAGGCUUCAUAUCAGAGGAAGACAAGUGCAGUUAACAUUUCAGCUGGAUUGGCACACUAUGACCUACAGCACUUUAGGGGUAGAAGUAGGUAAAACAUGCAGUUUUCCAGAUUUGUUUUGGUAUGGUCACAGGUAUUGCUCUGAAAUUUAGUCACAACCUCCCUUUGAGAGAAAUACAUAAUCAGUUCACCUUUCAAACAUUUCAACUUAAUUGGUACACCAUGACUUACUGCAGGGCUAAACGUAAAUCAAAUGGUUUCCUGGACUUUUUAUCAUCAAAGAUAGAUAUUGCAUCGACAUUUUGUCACAAACUCACUCUCGGAGAAAUACAUAAUCAGGUCACAUGUCAGAUGGAUUGGUACACCAUGACUCACUUUAAGGCUUUUCUAUUCAGAAUGUGUGUUGUAUCAAUUCAGAAUACACAAUAUGCUUCCAGGUUAGAUUUCACUGUCCAACGGGCGAAUAUUGUACCGUUAGCGUUACUCUUGUUACAAACUUGAAUUUGUAAAUGUGAACUUCUUUUGCCCAAUGGUUCUUGAGAAAAAGAUUUUCCCUAUAUAUUUAUAUGUAAAACUUUGAUCCCCUACUGUGGUCCCAUUCUAUCCCAGGGGGGUCAUGACUUUAACAAACCUGAGUCUGCACUAUGUUUGGAAGCUUUCGUGUGAAUUUGUACUUUCCUAGCCCAGUGGUUCUUAAGAAGAUUUUAAAAGAUUUUCCCUAUAUAUUUGUAUGUAAAACUUUGAUCCCCUAUUGAUCCGUCCUACCCCAGGGGCCAUGAUUUAAACAAAAACUUGAAUCUGCACUAUGUCAGGAAGCUUUCGUGUAAAUUUGUACUUUCCUGGCCCAGUGGUUCUUGAUAAGAAGAUCUUUAAAGAUGUUCCCUAUAUAUUUGCAUGUAAAACUUUGAUACCCUAUUGUGGCCCCAGCCUACCACCGGGGGCUAUGAUUUUAACAAACUUGAAUCUACACUAUGUCAAGAAGCUUUCAUGUAAAUCUCAGCUUUUUUGGCCCAGUGUUCUUAAGAAGAUUUUUAAAUGACCCCAUCCUAUUUUUUUUAUUAUCUCCCCUUUGAAAGGGACAUGACCCAUCAUUUGAAUAAACUUGAAAGCCCUUCCCCUAAUGAUGCUUUGUACCAAGUUUGGUUGAGAUUACCCUUGUGGAAAUUCUCUAAUUCUCUCUCUCUCUCUCUCUCUCUCUCUCUCUCUCUCUCUCUCUCUCUCUCUCUAGCCGACCAAACCUACUAAGUGAGGACGUCCUCACAAUGUGUAGACUGAAGAGAAUAUACACAAACAUAACAUUCUAAAGGCAAAAAAGUACUAUGUUAGGUAUAGCUAUAUGGAUACCUAUAAAAAUAUCUAAUAUUCUUUUUCGAAUUAUGAAAAAAAGGUUUUUGAGAGAGAAUAUUGAUAGUAAGGACAUGUCCCCACAUCACUUGUCCUCACUAAGCUUAUAUUUUGUAUCUACAUCUUCCACAUGCUGUAGGUCACAUUUAUGAGGACGUAAUUGUGAGGACCUUUUUUGUGUCCUCAAAGUGCAAUUUUGUCCUCACAACUUCUCUCCAUUGGUUGAAAUUUGUCCUCACUUUACACGUUUUACUGGCACCCCCACCCCCCUCUCAAAUGAUGUGUACUCAGUUUCGUACUUGCGUAUAGGCAGCUACUAAGUCUUGCAAGCUUGCACAUCGGAAAGCCUCGGGAACCAGGCUAAGGCAGCUACGCGCCUGACAAAUUUGGUAUUAAUCUAUUCACGAGAAGCUCAUCUUGGUACCCAAUUAUAAAUUGCCGAAAAUAAAAUAAAUGAUGUUGCACGCUUUUCGGCGGCAUGUGGCUUCUUGAAGAACGAGAAUGGUAUAUACUGAAUAAGGAGAAGGCCCCAUUAUCACUGAAAGCCCAUCUUCACUCGAUCAACACAUCUUUGUAUGCAAAGUCUUGGCAGUGAAAGACUGACCCACGAAAGGGUCCGAACAACAGGGCAAAAAUGGACAGAAAGCUUUAUUUGCCUUCUAUCUAAAUCGGAGGAUCCAGAUAAGUCCGAGAACUGUAGAGGAAUAACUAAUAAUGAAUUUAGUAUUGGAAAAUUAUUUAAACCUAAUAUUGUAUAACAUACUUGACAAAUCUCUGCUUCAAACUAACGUCAUUCACAAAUUCCAAGAAAUCUCCUACUUCAGAUCAUAUGUUUGGACUGAAAUUUUUAAAUCUACAAAUAUAUCUAAAGUUUUUUGUGUUGUUUUUUUUGUUAUUUUUUUCGCACGACAUUUGGAUAAGUAAUUCACAUGCUGGCAUUAUGUAUAAAUUACAACUACAUGUAUAUGAUAUCAAUGGGUAUUUUUACAGAUCUAGAAUUUUAAAAUCUAUGUAUAAAAAUGAUACAUUAAAUGUGAACGUAAACGAGAAAAUGGCAGAUUUUUUUCAAACCUGGAGGAGUUAGAAAAGGUGACGUCCUUAGUCCAAGUUUAUGUAAACUUUUUAUCAAUGACCCCUCAAAUAUUCUAGAGGAAGUAGAAAUAAACAAACUCUGCCUCGGUCACUUAAGAUGGUCAAAAUAUUUCAUGUCUAAUGUAUGCAAAUGAUCUUGCUUUGUUAUCCAUUUCCGAAUCAGAACUUCAACAUAAACUAAAUAUCCUCCAUACUGCAAGUACAAAUUGAUUGAAUUUGAGCCGGUCUCAAACGCAAACAACUAAAUACAUUAAGUGUCAGAGUCAAAUUGAAAAGAAAUAACUUUCCUUUGCUUUUUGUGGAUUUUAACUACUUCCUUAAAGACCAAGAAAAUAAGCACCGCCUCCAAAUCUGCCAAGCCUGUUAACUCUUGUCAAUCGGGUGAAAUUAAGCUUCAAAUUGGAUACUAGAAAUUGAUUGAUAUUUAGUCACUAGUCCUCUUGUAUACCUCGUGCAGUCUUUUGAUGCAAAGUUUUCCGCGUAAUCCAGAAACCUAGGUUUUGAUAGGAAAAGUUUGGCUUUUUCAUGUGGAGACACAAUAAUAGAUGUAAAUUUUGCAAUUACAUCAAUUAAUUAUUAUAAUAGAUUAUAGAAGGUUAUAUAUGCUUAAGAAAAGGAAUUUACUCGGGCAUUGAUUUUGCUUCAUAUAGGCGUAUAACAGAGAAUACCGACCCUCGAUGGAAACGUGUAAUAUUAUAUAUAUCCCUAAUGUUUAUGAAGUAAAAAUUAAUUAUAAGUAAACACGUCAUUGAAAUCUUGUUUACACUCAGUUUUUGUAAGCGUUAUUUCCCCUCGAGAAGGCCUGACUCUCAACUUAUUGGUUCUAGAUGAGUUUCUUGCGUAUAAUGAUUGGAAUAUGGAUCCAGAGGAAAAACGAAUUCUUCGUCUAAACCAAACUCCGUACAGUGUCAAUUUCCCCUACGAGAAUAAUGAUAUUGGAGUUGUCGCGAAACGGAAUAUACUGAGCUGACCGGAGCUUGCGUCUGAACUAGAUCUAGUUAAUGAAGGAACUGUCAGAAGAUCCGAAUGUCCCAACUGGGCGUCAUGGAAGGGUCGAACAGACAAGAAAUUCUCAUCCUCAAUCCGGAAUUCAUGAUGUUGACUGUGUUUCUCUAGCAUCUAUAGUUGAUCACAUGACUUACGCACAAGCGGGAAAAACAACAACAAUGGCGCAAGCACGAGUGACAGAGUUUUAUACAACGAAGAAAAGAAAAGGUGAUACACAGCCAUCUAAACGACGAAAGCUGCAAACUUCUUCAGAUGUUUCAGAAGCUAUCCAGGACAGUCGUUUAAAUACAAGAUUGAUGCAAUCGUCUAAGACAGAAAAGAGUAUUCCCACAACUGUAAACUCGGAGCUAGAAAAUGUUUUGUUUACAUUCCCUCAUUCAGGUACAGGCACCAAGUCAACCACAGCUAAAGAUUCAAAACAGAGAAUAAGAAAAAUCAAACAAAUUAAAGGGCAACAAACAAUUUCUGACGUGUUAGUGGCACGAUCAGCGUCACCUUCAAUAACUGAAAGCUCAGCCAGUGAGGAGGAGGUUACAUUUGCCUGGGAUGAACACGACGGUCCAUUAACGCCAUCAAAGAAAACUAAACAGAACAACGACACAAAUGAAAAUAAUAAAGCAUCUAGAAAGCGCAGUAGACGCUGCGAAUUUAAAGAUGGCGAGAAGACGCCCCAGAAAACAAGAAAUGAGGAAACAGUUCGGGCACCAAGGUCUAGGAAGAAGUUGCAGCUGCGUGCCAAUGUUAUUGCAUCAAGUGAAAGCUCAGAAAAUGAGGAAGCUCUAGAUCUUCCUCCUACUACACCUCUCCCUAUCUCGCCACUCCCAGACACUCCUGAGGUUGUGAGGCAGCAAAUGAAAAAAGGUCCCCAUGUCCCAACAUCCUCUAAAGUUCAGUCAGCAAUGGAGAAACUGAAAGAGCUUAACAAGGACGGCUGUACUUUGGAAAAGGUUUCUAAAGUUGAUGUGGAAGAAAAGCUGAAAAAAUGUGGAAAACUAGAGGAUUUGAAAGCCCAGCUUUUGCAGUUAAAUGAGGCAAAGAAGGAGAUGAAGAAAAUUAGAGAGUCAAAGAGGAGACCCAAAGUAGAAAUUCCGGACACCCAACAAAAGGCCCCUGAACUUGAUAAAUUUGAGGCAAUAGAAGUGAAGGUAGAAGUUCCAGAGAAAUCGGAACCUGUCGGUGACAAGAAAGUUCCUGCUUUUGAGAGGUUCCAUCACUUGGCCACGCCUGCCCCUCCUUCACUAUCCCUCCCCUACAAGUAUAAGUUACUGGAGGACAUGUUCAGGGGCAUGGAUACAGUAGUCAGCAUGUUGCACAACCGAUCAGAAAUCUGCACCUUCUCCAAACUUAAGUCAGCUGUCCAGGAAAUGACAAAAAGGAACUUUGAGCAAAAGAAUGUAGGCCAGAUUAAGACUGUGUAUCCAGAGGCGUACACCUUCAGACAGGAGAAAGGCCUCCCUGCUUUUGGACAGAAGUUACAUAACUAUCAGCUGACUGUAGAACCUAAGCUUGGUGACGAAUCUGAGAAUGAGGUAACCACCAAGGCAGGAAGGAGGUGUUUUACAGUGAAAGAUGUCCUUCAGAGGAAAACUACUUUUCACAGCAAGUUGAUUUCUAUUGUGAAAAAUCAUCACAAGAAAUUCCUGUCAUCUCUAUCUCGGCCUCUCUCUGUUCCCGAUGAUAAAAUUACCAGGUGGCAUCCCAGAUUUUCUCUUGAUGAGGUCCCAGACAUCUCGGUAGACUGUCUCCCCGAGGCACCGUUUGUAAAGAAGUAUCAGUCAGCUAGAGACGUACUAGAAGACAAUAAAUCUAAGCUUCCAGAGAGGUUGAAAAAAGCACUUCACUCAGUAGCUAUGGAAAACGCCAAAAAGGAAUCCCCCAGCCAUGUAGAGUCGUCAACAUCCAAGACUUCUGCACAGUUGCAAGGGGUGCCCAAGUCCUUGUUAGAAAAAAUUCGAGCUAAAGAAGCACAGAAGCAGGAACUGGCCAUGAUGCGUGACCCUGUGGAAGAUAAGAGGUCACUUAUGAUUCAUCGUCUUCCAGAAAUGAUGAGAAUACUCCGUACUCAUUUUGUGACAGAAAAGAAACCUGCCCUUCUAAUGGAAAAUGUUGUACGCAAACUGACUGAUAGCUAUAAAACUACUAUACGAUCUGAUGAUGUGGAGGUCCAUGUUAAACUCCUAAUAGAUCUCGUCCCAGAAUGGCUAACAGUGGUGGAGAUUAAGAAGGGGAAAUAUCUGAAGAUGGACAGGAACAUAGAGAUGGCAGUGCUUCAGGCCAAAGUUUUGAACAUGGUUAAGUCCUAACCUCAUUUUCUUGUACAUGGGCAUUGCAUGAUUUAAGCUUUAUCAUGAGUUUAUAUUUUUUUUUUAUUAUUGUACAGGGAGGUUUCUAAUGUUUAGGAUUUUUUAACCAUGUGUCUUAUUUUCACCCUCAAUAUAUGUUUUAUCGAAGUGAAUUUUAGGGAAUUUUUAAUUAUAUAUCAUGUAUUUAAUUGAUAGUUUUGAUUUGAGAUUGUGGUUUAUGAUUUGCAUGGUUAUAUACGAAGUUUUAUUCUUGAUUUUUAAUUAACUUGACAAUGAUGGUUCUGAUUGUGAAAGCAAAUAUUAUCAUACGUGGUGAUGAUUUUUGUAUUGCUAGUGAAUAAUGGCUUAGAUUUAUUUUUUGUGCACCUCAAGGUAUGUUGGUUGGGAUUUUUGUUGGAAGAUCUAACUGAUAUUAAAUAAAUAUUGCAAUUUGAAUUCUU
Ostrea edulis (European flat oyster) is the source of this 8079-nucleotide messenger RNA. Its product is annotated as DNA replication factor Cdt1-like. Gene Ontology annotation, molecular function: DNA binding; DNA polymerase binding. The coding region runs from base 5330 to 7639 and encodes 769 amino acids. Lineage: Eukaryota; Metazoa; Mollusca; Bivalvia; Ostreida; Ostreidae. The record is from RefSeq and is a predicted model, not a curated record. Gene Ontology annotation, biological process: DNA replication checkpoint signaling; regulation of DNA-templated DNA replication initiation; DNA replication preinitiation complex assembly. The transcript has 10 exons. Gene Ontology annotation, cellular component: nucleus.